UUUCACACUGCCUCCCUGAACUGGACCAUGACCCAGCUCAUCUCUAGAGUGUUCCAUCGAGUCCGCUCAGUGCCUGACUUGGGCACAUCUCUAAACUCCAGAGGCUCUGACUCAGCACCUCAGAGCCUGGCAGACAUCCCUGGCCCCUCCAUGCCUAAAUUCCUGGCUGAACUUUUCUGCAAAGGGGGGCUGUCAAGGCUCCAUGAGCUGCAGGUACAGGGCGCGGCACGCUUUGGCCCCGUGUGGUCAGCCAGCUUCGGGAAGGUGCGCACAGUGUACGUGGCAGCUCCCGCACUCAUCGAGCAGCUGCUGCGACAGGAGGGGCCCCUGCCUGAACGCUGCAGCUUCUCAUCCUGGGCGGAACACCGCCGCUGCCACCAGCGGGCUUGCGGGCUUCUCACCGCGGAAGGCGAGGAAUGGCAGAGGCUCCGCAGCCGCCUGGCCCCACUCCUCCUUCGGCCUCAAGCAGCCGCUGACUAUGCCGAACCCCUGGACAACGUGGUCUGUGACCUUGUGCGACGACUAAGGCGCCAGCGGGGGCGCGGUGCUGGGCCGCCCGCCUUGGUUCAGGACGUGGCGGGAGAGUUUUACAAGUUUGGACUUGAGGGCAUAGCCGCGGUGCUACUGGGUUCGCGUCUGGGCUGCCUGGAGGCUCAAGUGCCCCCGGAUACAGAGACAUUCAUCCGAGCGGUGGGGUCGGUGUUCGUGUCCACACUGCUGACCAUGGCAAUGCCCAGCUGGCUGCAUCGCUUUGUGCCUGGACCCUGGAAUCGCCUCUGCCGAGACUGGGACCAGAUGUUCGCAUUUGCCCAGCAGCAUGUGGAGCGGGGAGAGGCCGAGAUAGCCAGGAGGAACCAGGGAAAGCCGGAGGAGUUCAUGCCGCCGCAGUCUGGGGCACACCUGACCUAUUUUCUUUUCCGGGAGAAGUGGCCUGUCCAGUCCAUCCUAGGGAAUGUGACAGAGCUUCUACUGGCUGGAGUGGACACGGUGUCCAAUACACUCUCCUGGGCCUUGUAUGAGCUCUCCCGGCAUCCUGAAGUCCAGAUGGCUCUCCACUCUGAGAUCUCAGCUACCCUGGGCCCGGGCUCCUGUGUCCACUCCCAAGUCAGUGCUCUGGCCCAGCUGCCCCUAUUGAAGGCCGUGGUCAAGGAAGUACUAAGAUUGUAUCCUGUGGUACCUGGAAAUUCCCGAGUUCCAGACAAAGACAUUCAUAUGGAUGAAUAUAUUAUCCCAAAAAAUACACUGGUCACUCUGUGUCACUACGCCACUUCGAGGGACCCUGCCCAGUUCCCAGAGCCAAAUUCUUUUCGUCCAGCUCGCUGGCUGGGUCACAGCCCAGCCCCCCACCCAUUUGCAUCUCUUCCCUUUGGCUUUGGCAAGCGCAGCUGCAUUGGAAGACGAUUGGCAGAGCUUGAGUUGCAAAUGGCUUUGGCCCAGAUUCUGACUCAUUUUGAGGUGCUGCCUGAGCCAGGUGCUCCUCCAGUCAGACCUAUGACCCGGACAGUCCUGGUACCUGAAAGAAGCAUCAAUCUACAGUUUGUGGACAGAUAGCCAUUAGAAGGAAGAUGUCAUCAUUACCUCAUCUCAUCACAGGGCUUUAUUAAGCACAAGACUAAGAGAUUCACCUUCCGCUUGAGGCUUUCUGACCAAAGUGGGUGGAAUAGCCAUGGCAAAUUGAAGUAUGAAUUUGACCUGACUCUGCAGGACCAGAGAAAACAUGCUCUCUCCACCUGCUCAGCUCUUCUCCUGGUCAUUAAUGCAGCCUUCAAAGGCCAACUCAAACUUCAACUUCUAAUGCUGGCUAGAUAGAAGGACUGAACCACCUCUUUUGGUUCUUCUACUGCAUUCAGUGAUGCUGCUAGCUAAGCAUUUAUUGUGCAUAAGCCACGUAACUGCAUCUGAUCCGCACCUGAUUGGUUUUCCCUCUAAGCAUGUGAGCUCUUUGAAAGAAAGGAUGAAGUAUUAUUUAUAUUUAUAUCCCCAGUCAAGGGCUAUCUUAACUAAGUGACAUCAUACACAUUUUCACACUGAAUCUGGACCAUGUGGCAGAAGCGGUAAGCAGCAUACCAGACUGUCUACCCUCUUCUUUCUUCAUCUUCCCCCUAGGGAUCUGGCCUAGCCUGGUUUGAUUUUUUAAAAAAAUCUCUCUGGUUGCUGGGGAUGUAGCUCAGCAAUAGAGCACUUGUCUGAAUCCCCUUUGGUUCUCUGACCAAGUGGGCCUGACCCAUCCCUUAGUUCCCAGGCAGAGGUAUCUCAGGGCCUGUCCUUGCCCAGACCUCUUCCUUUUUUUUUUUUUUUUUUUUUUUUUU
This is a messenger RNA of Octodon degus (degu), 2309 nucleotides long. Its product is annotated as 25-hydroxyvitamin D-1 alpha hydroxylase, mitochondrial. The record is from RefSeq and is a predicted model, not a curated record. Gene Ontology annotation, molecular function: monooxygenase activity; iron ion binding; oxidoreductase activity, acting on paired donors, with incorporation or reduction of molecular oxygen. Bases 28 to 1551 code for a protein of 507 amino acids. Lineage: Eukaryota; Metazoa; Chordata; Mammalia; Rodentia; Octodontidae. Gene Ontology annotation, biological process: cholesterol metabolic process; glucocorticoid biosynthetic process; C21-steroid hormone biosynthetic process. The transcript is spliced from 9 exons. Gene Ontology annotation, cellular component: mitochondrial inner membrane.